UUACCUUGCCGUGCGGCCACUGACGAAUAGCGUUCAGUCGAGACCGAGCUCAUCCGCGAUACAGUUGCUUUUCGCAUUCAAUAGACAAAAUGGCUGAUGUUCCAAAGCGUGAAGUUGAAAAUGUCGAAUUCGUUUUCGAAGUUAUGGGCUCUCCCGGCGAGGGCAUUGAUGCCGUCGAUCUAGGCGAUGCUCUGCGCGCUCUGAACUUGAACCCCACCCUGGCUCUCAUCGAGAAGAUGGGCGGCACCAAGAAGCGCAACGAGAAGAAGAUCAAGUUGGACGAAUUCCUGCCCAUUUACUCUCAGGUCAAGAAGGAGAAGGAGCAGGGCUGCUAUGAGGAUUUCAUUGAGUGCUUGAAACUGUACGACAAAGAGGAGAACGGCACCAUGCUGCUCGCUGAAUUGCAGCACGCUCUGCUGGCCCUUGGUGAGAACCUGGAUGAUGAGCAGGUGGAGACUCUGUUCGCCGAUUGCAUGGAUCCCGAGGAUGAUGAGGGCAUGAUCCCAUACUCUCAGUUCAUCCAGCGCUUGAUGAGCGAUCCCGUCGUCUUCGACUAAACACAUUCCUCGCAAGAAUGUGUGACAGACCAGAUGCGCUAUAAAUAGUUAUCAACAACAACAAGAAUAACAACAAAACAACAACAACACCAGCAAAUUUAUAGCAACAGCCAUUCUCCAUAGAUGUUAUAUUCAUCGCUAACUCUCUCUAUCUCUCUCUCGUAUAUUAUUUUAAUUAAAUUUUACUUCUGCUACUACAACUGCAAAAUUGAACUUCAAGAUAAUAUUAUUUUUUAAAAAAUAAAAAAAUUUAAAUUAUAAAAAAUAAUGAAAAAAAAAAACUGAAAAAGAUAAGUUUGCUGUUCAUUUUCUCAAAUUAAGUUUAUCAAAUAUUUUUUUGUGUUUUCGUUACAAUUGCCAACAAAAAAAACAAAA
This is a messenger RNA of Drosophila nasuta, 932 nucleotides long. It is a transcript of the gene Mlc1, whose product is annotated as Myosin light chain alkali. NCBI's taxonomy places the organism in Eukaryota, Metazoa, Arthropoda, Insecta, Diptera, Drosophilidae. Gene Ontology annotation, molecular function: calcium ion binding. The coding region runs from base 90 to 557 and encodes 155 amino acids. The record is from RefSeq and is a predicted model, not a curated record. Gene Ontology annotation, cellular component: muscle myosin complex. The transcript is spliced from 6 exons.